Molecule: messenger RNA, 282 nt
Organism: Iphiclides podalirius (scarce swallowtail)
Lineage: Eukaryota; Metazoa; Arthropoda; Insecta; Lepidoptera; Papilionidae
Source: the annotation of a GenBank genome assembly
AUGCGCAACCGCGUCCUGCGCGCAUCUGGCCGCUUUGUUCAGGGCCAGAGGAAGUCGCACUACGAGGAAAAUGAGACGGAGAGGAAACAGAACAGCGAUCUAAUAGAGACACUGAAGAAGGAAAUAAAACUGAGAAUUGAGGAGCUGGUUCAGGCUCGUGCAGUUAUCGGCGAGGAAGAGGCUCAGAUCAAGAAGUAUCUGAACGAUGUGUGUCCUAUCGGCAAUAAGACCUCUGAUCAGUUCGCUUGGACGCAUCGAGGAACUACUGAAGAGGCAACAAGA